This is a messenger RNA of Eurytemora carolleeae, 982 nucleotides long. Its product is annotated as spermatogenesis-associated protein 5-like. The record is from RefSeq and is a predicted model, not a curated record. Gene Ontology annotation, cellular component: cytoplasm. The transcript has 3 exons. The annotation marks the transcript as partial. NCBI's taxonomy places the organism in Eukaryota, Metazoa, Arthropoda, Copepoda, Calanoida, Temoridae. Gene Ontology annotation, molecular function: ATP hydrolysis activity; ATP binding.
AAUACUGUUCAGGAAACUCAUGGAUUUGUGGGAGCUGAUUUAAGUGCACUGUACGGCACCGCAACACUUGCAGCACAGGAGCGGAACGGAGUUCUCAAUAUGUCUGAUAUGAGGGGUGCUCGGAGUCAAAUUAAACCAAGUGCAAUGCGAGAGGUUCAGGUUGAGAUUCCUUCAGUAUCCUGGUCAGACAUCGGAGGGUUAGAGGAUUUAAAGCUAAAGCUGAACCAGGCCGUGGAUUGGCCGAUUAAACACCCUGAAGUGUUCCUGAGAAUGGGUAUUAAGCCCCCUAAAGGGGUUCUCAUGUACGGUCCACCAGGUUGUAGUAAGACUAUGAUAGCAAAGGCUCUGGCGAAUGAAAGUGGGCUUAAUUUCCUUUCAAUCAAAGGUCCUGAAUUGUUCAGUAAAUGGGUUGGAGAGAGCGAGAAAGCCGUGAGAGACUUAUUUCGUCGAGCCCGAGCUGUUGCUCCCUCCAUUGUGUUCUUUGAUGAAAUAGAUGCUCUGGGAGCUUCUAGAGGUGAGGGAGGAUCCAAGGUCGGUGAAAGAGUUCUAGCUCAGCUUCUCACCGAGAUGGACGGGGUUGAGAGCUUAGUCGGAGUCACUGUGCUCGCUGCCACCAACCGACCGGACAUGAUGGAUCGAGCGCUUCUCCGUCCUGGAAGGUUGGACCGGGUUGUUUACGUUCCUCUCCCAGACCUAGAGACAAGGAAACAUAUCUUGAGAAUCCAUACAAGAAAAAUGCCAGUUAAAGAUUUAAACCUGGAUCGUAUAGCGGAGAUUACCUCUGGAUACAGCGGAGCAGAGCUGGCUGCCCUCUGUAAUGAAUCAGCCCUGGCUGCUCUGGAGGAAUCCUCCCUCUCCGAUACUGUGACGGAGAAACAUUUUGAGAAAGGACUUCAAACCGUUAAACCUAGAAUACAAAAAGAGUUCCUUAGAAUAUAUGAUGAGUUCCAGAAAGAUCAUGAUAAAACUUAAUUUUUCAGAA